CCGAUAGUCAGUAGCGGUGCAGCUCAGGAGGAGGAAACAACCAUGAGAGAGUAGCUAGCAUGCACGGACAAUUUUAAUGUCAAUGGCGUCUGUCAAAAGGAAAUUAUAUCAGCGUUUGCUGUUCUUUCUCGUUUUUCUUCCAGUCUCAGGUGUUUUAUGCUUUAGUGAGUUAUUUUUCGUCAAGGAGCCCCACGAUGUCACCGUCAUGCGGAAAGAAGCGGUGAUUUUGGACUGUCAGGCGCGUGGAGAGGCAACCAUUGACGUCAGAUGGCUCAAGAAUGGAGUAAAAGUAGUGGAGAAUGAACGGGUGUACCUGCUCUCCAAUGGCUCCCUUUAUUUUUCAGAGGUGGAGAGCAGAAGAGGAGACAAAUCAGAUGAAGGGUUCUAUCAGUGCCUUGCUCAGAACAAGUACGGGGCAAUCCUGAGCCAGAAAGCCCGUCUUACAAUCGCAAGUAUCUCCUCUUUUGCAAUCCAGCCAACAUCUGUAGUGGUGACUGAAGGCUCAGUUGCCAGGUUUUCCUGUAAAAUCAGUGCACACCCUCCUCCCAUCAUCACUUGGGAGUUCAAUCGUGUCACAUUACCCCUCACCACUGAAAGAAUCACAGUCCUGCCCAGUGGUGUUCUUCAGAUCUAUGGUGUGCAGCGGGCAGAUACUGGAAACUACCGCUGCAUCGCCACCAACAUUGCCAGUCGCCGCCGAAGCACGGAGGCCACCCUCACUGUCACCCCAGCUCUUAGCCCCCAGCUUCCCCAGAGACCACGCAUUAUCACCAGACCACAGAACAUUUCGGUGUCACUGCACCAGAGUGCCAUCCUGGAGUGCAUGGCCACAGGCAAUCCUCGACCCAUCAUCUCCUGGAGCCGAGCAGACAGCAAGUCCAUCGAUGUUUACAACACCAAAGUGUUAGGAAACGGCAAUCUCAUUAUCACGGACAUCAAACCCCAGCACGGAGGAGUCUAUAUGUGCAGAGCCACCACGCCCGGCACACGAAACUACACUGUCGCUGCAGCCAACGUCACUGUACUAGCACCCCCUUCCUUGUCGGAGUGGCCGGAGAGCCUGACCCGUCCACGUGCCGGUACCGCCCGCUUUGUGUGCCAUGCUGAAGGAGUUCCCACGCCUCAGGUCACCUGGCUCAAGAACGGAGAGAAAGUUCACUCCAAUGGUCGGAUUAAGAUGUACAACAGCAAACUGGUCAUCAACCAGAUCAUCCCUGAGGAUGAUGCCAUCUAUCAGUGUCAGGCAGAGAACGAGCAAGGAUCGGUCCUCUCUAUGGCGAGGCUCAUUGUGGUGAUGUCAGAAGACCGGCCAAGUGCGCCCAGGAAUAUCCGAGCUGACACAGUGUCGAGCUCUGCCAUCCUGCUGGCUUGGGAGAGGCCUCUGUACAACUCAGACAAAGUUAUUGCUUAUUCUGUGCACUACAUGAAGGCCGAAGGAUUAAACAAUGAGGAAUAUCAAGUUGUCAUUGGAAAUGACACGACUCGGUACAUUAUUGAUGAUCUGGAGCCAGCUCACAACUACACCUUCUACGUGGUGGCCUAUAUGCCCAUGGGAGCCAGUCGAAUGUCAGACAAUGUGUUCCAGCACACGCUUGAGGAUGUUCCCCUGCGUGCCCCAGAGCUCAGCCUCACCAGCCACAGCCCCACAGACAUCCAGGUGUCCUGGCAGCCUCUUCCAGACAAGCUCAGUCGUGGCCGAGUCUCCGGCUACCGCUUGUCCUAUCGCACCAGCUCUGAGAGUGCAGUGUCCCAGAUAGAACUACCUGGAGAAAAGACCCAACAUCUGCUGGAAAACCUGCAGCCAGACACCAUCUACCUUCUGCGUAUUGUUGCGGCUACCAGCAUAGGGUGGGGUGAGCAGUCUGCCUGGACAUCUCACCGCACUCCAAAGGCAUCCAGUGCUCGAGUUCCUCUGGCUCCUGAGCUGCAUUUGGAGCCUUUGAACUGCACCACUAUUUCAGUGCGCUGGCAGUUGGCACCCAAGAACUCAGCCAGUGUGCAAGGCUACAAACUCUUCUACCACGAGGAGAGCCAGCCUGAAGGCGCCCCGCUGCAGCUGCGUGCCUCUGAUUAUGCCCACACCAUCGGAGGCCUCGACCCAAGAAAGAAGUACCACGUUAAGCUACUGGCUUACAAUGUUGUUGGAGAUGGAUACCAAGCAGACCAGACCAUCAGCACCCCUGGAUGUGUCUCUGUCCGAGAUCGCCUGGUGCCACCUCCACCUCCGCCACACAAUGUGUACGCCAAUACCAACAGUUCGACUGCUGUCUUUCUGCACUGGGGCAGACCAGCCUUCACCUCCAGCCAGGCAAUCAACUAUACUGUCCGCUGCAACCCAGUUGGCCUGCAGAACGCCUCCCUGGUGCUCUACCUGCAGACGAGUGUGCAGAGCCUCCUGGUGCAAGAUCUGGAGCCCAACACCAAGUAUGAAUUUGCUAUUCGCCUUCAUAUUGAUCAGCUGUCCAGCCCCUGGAGCCCUGUGGUCUAUCAGACUACUCUUCCUGAAGCUCCCACGCUGCCACCUUCCAACGUCAAAGUGACUGUGAUUGAGGAGGACACAGCUCUUGUUUCAUGGAAGCUCCCAGAUGAACCUAAUUUAGCUGUGACUCAUUACACAAUCCUGUAUGCUUCUAGAAAUGCCUGGAUAGCCGGGGAAUGGCAAGUGCUGCAAAGAGAAGGGAGCAUCACCAUGGCGCUGCUGGAGAACCUGAAGCCUGGACAGGUUUACUUGGUGAAAGUUUCUGCAUCCAACAGCAUGGGCGAUGGACCAUUUUCUCACGCGGUAGAACUGACCGUACGAACAGAUCUCUCCUCUGGUCAAGAUCUCCACCUCUCUCGUGGAUCUACACACUCAACAGCCUUUUCUGAUGGAUUUUACCACCUGGACCAAAAGUCAAUGACGGGUAUCAGUGUGGGAGUCUGCAUCGCUCUCAUCUGCAUCAUCAUCUGUGCUUUCAUCAUCAUCUGCAGAGGCAAAAACAGGAAAUUUUCAUCUGUUAAAACGUACAGAGAAGGGGUGAACACAUCUGCAGCAGCUGCAGGACAUCUGGGUGCUGAGGGACAAGUUGAGGGCACCGAUGUGGCCGUGCCAAUGAUGAGUCGAAGUAAUUUCAUUGAUGCCAAGGGGGGAACAAACCUUGUCAUCAAUUCUCUCGGCCCUGUUCAGCCCAGCACUGAGAAGAAAAGGAAAUGGUUUUCCUUCGGCGGUGGAGUGAAAAAGGACAGUAAAACCAUGCAGAAUAUGAGACACAGCUCUGCAUCUUAUCAGCCAGGCAUCACAGUGUUGACCUACGAGGAGGAGUUGUCCAUGUCCCUGAAUCAGCCCCCCACCCUGCAGGUCCUGCUCGGGCAUCCCGGCGACACGGAGGGAUCUUCUAACAGCGAAGGCAGCCACGAAACUGGAGACUCCGGUCGCUACUCUCACGACGAGAUGGAGUUGACCAACCUGUCUGGUCCCAGUAGCCGGCCACCAUCUCUGAAAGCAGAGGACAGCGGAGAUUCGGACUGCAGCGGCCCCGCAGAAGAGCCGAAUGAGCUGUCGGAGGACAGUCAGACUGACAUGAAGGUGAAAGAGUCUGUCGAUAUCAGCUGCUGUGAACAUGAAGCCCAGAGCGUUUCUCAGUCUGCACUUCCUGUCUAAGUGUGUAGACGUGUGUGUGUGUGCGUGUGUGUGCGUGUGUGUGUGUGCGUGUGUGUGUGUGUGUGAGGGCGUGAAGGCAGCGGUGUACUUGCAGAAAAAUUUAACUGUUGAGGCUGUCGCAUCAUAAAAACGUGAGUUCGCCACAGCUUCCUUUUUGUUUAUUUACACUCCAUGUCAAGGGAGGCAAAUAACAGUUAUAGGCAGAUCUUAGGACACAUGCUCAUUCACUUUCUGGUGGAAAGUUAGAUUAGAAGAUCAAUAUCACUCAUGUAUCUGUCAAAUGCAAAGCUUAACCCAUUUAGCUUAGCUUCGCACAAAGAGUGGAAACAGCCACCCUGAACAAAGACAACACAAUCCAUCUACCAGCAUCAUUACACCUCAGCUGUUUAAAGUGUUUCAAUUUUAAAUCAAAGUGUGGAUUUUUGGGGCAUUUAUGCAUCAGACAACAACUCUGGCUGAGAGCAGUGACUUCCUGGAGUCUCGGCUAGUUGUCCAGCGACUGUGCAGAGCCAAGAAAUAGUCCAGCACAUAGCCCUCUGCAAAACAGCUAUUUGUUGUUUUUCACUUUGUUUCUCCCUAUAAAACAAUUGACAUACAACAUGUUAAUUAGUGCGCUUUAGAUUUGCUGGUAGUUUGAUUUUGUUACUUGGGAGCAGAGGAGGUUACAGUAGCUGUUGUGAGUCUAGACUUUGUGCCAAACUAAGCUCAUCAACUGAAGCUGCGAAUUGAACUGAAGGGGUGAGAGUGAUAGCGAUCUUCUCAGCUAACUCUCAGCCAAAAUGAGAAUAAGCACCCAAAAAAAAUCCACAGUCAAGAAACACAAAGACCCAUCCACACUAACCUUCUCAGUUUAUUUUUUCUGCCACUACAUUGCAGGCCUGAAUGUCAGUGUGAGAGUCCUGUAAGCAUGAAAGAGAGGCGUAAAGAAGCAAAGGGGAACAUUUUUCACCUUUACCCCUUUUUCUUGCUACAGACAGUGAACAGGAAGCCAACCAAGGCCUUUGCAGUACGAAAUGUUGGCAGGAACGGUCGUUUGAUUUCUUUUACUUCUAUCUUUUCCUUUCAAUGAAUGUAAUUUUUUUUUCUCUUUAUUUGUGUGUAUGUUUUUGGAAAAAGAAAAUCUCACCCACCAUGAAUGUUUAAGAAAAGAUUGUCGAAGUGACAUUUCUGACAUUAUUUAAUAGAGUUUAUCACUGGAGCGAAGGGAAGCGUGAGUCCUUUUUGCUGAUUAUCUACCUCUUGUUUGCCUCUGGGUAAACUUUCCACUGUAUAUUUAAUAACUACUUAUACCUAUGUUAUGUGAUGAGCUGCUUCAGCUGCAUUGCAUUUUAUACUUCCUGAUGACUUUCUUCCUGAUCGUCAUCCCGUUUUGUCUUUUUUUCCCUUGCUUUGUUCUGAUUUACCGGGUGGUAAGGGCGCUGCAGCUUCGUCCUCUCGCUCCACCUGUUGUGUGGAUUGAAGGAUGAAAAACACACAUUAUUUAUCCCCUCAGAUGUUGCUGAGGUACUGAGCCAGUAUUAAUAAUAUUUUUUUGUUCAUUUUGUCCAUUAUUGAGUAAUGGUAUGAUGGAAAUAAUAAGUGUCUCCAUUGUUUUGUAUGUUAGAGUGCAGCUGCCCUUGCUAUUCCCGUUUUAUACUACCUCGUUUAAGAAUUAAUUUUAUUGUCUUGUUGUUUUCCUAAACUCAGGGAACAAGGUUUAGUACAUUUGAAAAGUCAUGUAGUGUUACAUGGUGAACUGACAGGGUAUCUUAGUACUAAACUGUUGUAGUGUGUAAUUGCCUAAAAAUGCUAUGAAUGUAUCUCUGACAUUGUGUGCCAGUAGCCCAGAAGUUUGUGCUGCCCUCCACACAGAUGGAAGCCCACUCUAUAGUUUUCUCCUCGGGCUCUACGAUGUCUGAUUUUUACAACAACACUCCCGUGUUUGUUGACUUCUUCAUUUUAUUUGUGUUAAACCAGAAGUGCUUGCAGUGACGUGUCGGUUCAGAAAAGCUUUAUAAUUGGCCUUAAUGUGGAAAGUGUCCCUCAGACGCCCAAACCAAAGCUGAAUCUGUCUGAGGGAGAAGCUCCACGUGAGAAUGCAACACAUGAAGAAUGAUUGUAGUGAAAGCAAUGGAAGUGUUAAAUCAGAGACUGAAGUGAAGAACUGAAUGAACACCAUGAAAUGUUUUUCUUCUAAAAAUCUAUAUUUUUGUUAGAAGAUAAUGUACUUCUGAGUACACUUUGUAGUUACUUUUUUGUUUUGCUUUGCUGUAGAGUAGGUGAAGAUUAGCACUUGUCUGCCAAGUAGUUUUGUAUUAGAGGCCAAUGUGCAGCGGUGACUGUGACGCUAUUUACCCAAAGAGUUGUUUGCUAAUUGAAUUUUAUUUUAGUCUCUCAACUAAUCUCCGGCAGAAGGUUACUGAGGAAUGUGAAAUAAUCGUUAGACCAAAGAUGAAACGCGGCCUUGGAGAUCAGUUGAGGUGAUGUUCCUCAAACAAAGCCUUGCACAUUAGUGGCCUUGACCCGUGGCGUAGAGAGUGCAGAGAGCCGCAGGUUCAAACUGUGAGGAAGUGCCGGAAGGAUUCACAGGUGCUUGACGGCGAUUCAGUGACAAUUAAUAAUCAAUAUUAUGCACACUAACCAAAUUAUCCUGUCGCAGAGUUCCUCGAAAACUGUUGCAAACAGAUGUCUGUACAUUGUAGGUGAAUAUUAUAAGAGAUAAAUAAAGGAUAUUAUAUUGUUUAGUAUUCUGUGUUGCAACAGUGCAGGUGUGUGUCGGUGUGCACCCGCUGAUAUUUCGCCUUUUUUGUGUUUGUGACAUUUCCUCGAUCGAAAUAUAAAGUAUUUUUGAAAUGUAUGAGCUAUUAUUCAAAUAUAAGACCUAUAUUUAUCCUUUUAAUCUCUAACAAAUUGAAAUUUAUUGCUAGUUUUGAAUUAUUUUAUGGUACAAGAGAGAUAUUAGAAACAUCAGUGGGUGCACAAAUGUUCCCACAUUUUAAUCAGAGGAUUCUGCAGAGGAUUCAAUCAUGGGGAUGAAAAGUAACACAAUCAGUUUUUUCUUUAAAAAAGCAAACAAUGCAAACCAAAGAAUUUUUUUUCAAAGGUCACCGUUGCAUAUUGGCAAGAGAUCAGUUUAUAAGCAUCCUAUCCUAGUGUGAAAUGUUGUCAUUUUCAGUGUUCUCAUUCACAUUUUGUAACUGUAUGAUGUGUUUUCCUAUGAGAAAGCAGGAUGAAAAUGUUUCUUAGUCAUCCUUUAUUUCCACAAAAUCAAAUGUUGUCCCUUUUUUAAUCUGUUGUCUUUUCAGGAUGGAUGUUUUUUUGACACAGUAAAGUCAUGUUAUCCUGGUAGACAGCUCCAUUUUCACCUUAAUGUGUUCAUAUAUCCUGUAUUCUUAGAGCUUUAAAGGCCCAGUCCAGAAUCUGAAAACAUGCUUAUUUUUCUGAAGCCAAAUCAGGUUUUAUCAUGUUAUGACGAUACCGGCUUCCUGCUUCAAAAAAAUACUUCAGCUUUUCAGGUUUUUCAAAUUGAGCUAAUAAAACACAACCAGUGGGGUCGUACAGAUUCUGUGUUGGGUCUUUAACAGUUCAUGCAGGUACAUAAGUGCUACCUUAGGUGUUCCAUACAGAGAUGAAACAUACUUGGGUUGUUGGUUGAGGUUGAGCCGUCAUCAAACAAGCCACCCAGGAUUUUUAUCUGCUGCUUUUCAUCUCAUAAAUGUGUUACGUUGGAAUUGUGUUGCUGUCCGAGCAUGUGAAUUAGAAGGGACGGAACACGGAGUCUGGUAUGAACUGACGAACUGUGCUCUUUGUUCUGCCUUUUGCAGUAAUGUUUAAUUAAAAUGUGGUGGAGCACUGCGGGUCAUUUACAGUCAAACUCAGGGGGACCCACAGCCGCUCCACCUCCAGGAGAAAGCAGGUUUCAACUCUUGAAAUUGAGGAAUGUAUCUUUUUGUAAUUAUUAUGUUAUCUGUUAUUUUCUGUUAAAUGUUUUUGUUACAUUUUGUCUGUGUCAGCAAAAUUUCUUGCCAGUUGUUAUUUUUUUCCAAAAAUGUUUAGUUAGGAGAUUUUAGACGAUGGUUAAUAAUGAAACAGUCUGAUUCUCAGUUUAAAUAAAAGUACAAAAACUA
Molecule: messenger RNA, 7746 nt
Organism: Amphiprion ocellaris (clown anemonefish)
Lineage: Eukaryota; Metazoa; Chordata; Actinopteri; Pomacentridae
Gene: prtga
Product: protogenin homolog a (Gallus gallus)
Exons: 19
Coding region: 77-3640 (1187 amino acids)
Biological process (GO): axon guidance; cell-cell adhesion
Cellular component (GO): axon; plasma membrane
Molecular function (GO): protein binding
Source: RefSeq, a predicted model, not a curated record